Messenger RNA from Zootoca vivipara (common lizard), 2208 nucleotides. It is a transcript of the gene CORO1A, whose product is annotated as coronin 1A. The record is from RefSeq and is a predicted model, not a curated record. Gene Ontology annotation, molecular function: actin filament binding. Gene Ontology annotation, biological process: cell migration; actin filament organization. NCBI's taxonomy places the organism in Eukaryota, Metazoa, Chordata, Lepidosauria, Squamata, Lacertidae.
CUUUAAGAGACCAGCCCUCCUCGCUCUGACAGUUCCAGGGCGAUGGCUCUGUUAAAAAGCUCUGAGCAGCUUCAUCUCCAAUUCAUUGUGUGGUGCAUCUGCAAAAGAGGCUGCAGGAACCAUGAGCCGUAAAGUCGUGAGGUCCAGUAAAUUCCGCCAUGUCUACGGACAGCCGGUCAAGGCCGACCAGUGUUACGAUGACAUCCGUGUGUCCCAGAUGACGUGGGAUGGGAAUUUUUGCUCUGUCAACCCCAAAUUCCUGGCCAUCGUUGUGGAAGCUAGUGGCGGAGGAGCCUUCCUGGUCUUGCCAUUGUCCAAGACUGGCCGCCUGGAUAAGGCGGCCCCGGUGGUCUCGGGGCACACAGCCCCCGUACUGGAUGUGGAGUGGUGCCCCCACAAUGACCACAUCAUUGCCAGUGGAUCUGAGGACUGCAGCGUUAUGGUCUGGGCAGUGCCUGAAACCGGCCUCGUGAGGUCCUUGAGCGAUCCUCUGGUGACCCUCGAAGGCCACUCCAAGCGGGUGGGGAUUGUUGCGUGGCACCCGACGGCGCAGAACCUCCUGCUGAGCGCAGGCUGUGACAAUGCAGUGAUGGUCUGGGACGUGGGGGUCGGGCAGGCGGCCCUCUCCAUGGACGAGAUGCACCCAGAUGCCAUUUACAGCGCGGCCUGGAACCAGGACGGGUCGCUGCUGUGCACGGCCUGCCGGGACAAACGCGUCCGGGUGUUCGACCCGCGAGCGGGAGGCGCCGUUGCCAACGAGCUGCCCCGCCCACACGAGGGCUCACGUCCUGUCCGGGCUAUUACUGUGAAUGACGGAAAGCUCUUUACAACGGGCUUCAGCCGCAUGAGUGAGCGUCAGGUGGCGCUGUGGGACCUGAGGAAACCUGAGGAGCCCUUAACCCUCCAGGAGCUAGACACAAGCAGUGGAGUCCUUCUGCCUUACUAUGAUCCAGACACCAACGUGGUUUACCUGACCGGCAAGGGAGACAGCAGCAUCCGUUACUUUGAGCUCACGGGAGAGGCGCCCUUUGUGCACUACUUAUCCAUGUUCGCCUCCAAGGAGUCGCAGCGAGGAGGAGGCUGGAUGCCCAAGCGAGGCUUGGAUGUCAGCAAGUGCGAGAUUGCCAGGUUUUACAAGCUCCACGAGAGGAAAUGUGAACCCAUUGCAAUGACUGUGCCUCGGAAGUCAGACUUGUUCCAAGAGGACCUGUAUCCUGACACAGCUGGCCCAGAUGCUGCCCUGACCUCCCAAGAGUGGCUGUCGGGGAAGAACACCAGCCCCAUUCUCAUCUCCCUCAAGGACGGCUACACACCCCAGAAGACUAGAGAGUUCAAGGUCAACCAGACCCUCCUUCAAGGGCCCAGAAGAAGCCAACAUUCCCACGAAGGGACAGCGCCAGGGAGUCCAGCUCUGGAGCAGCUCUCGGAGGACCUGAAGCGGCUUCAAGCCACGGUCUCAGAACAGGAACGGCGCAUCUCAGAGCUGGAGCAGAUUGUGAAGAAAUAGCACCUGCCUUUCCACUGCCACCCAACCAAUAGCUGUUCUCCAUCGGUCAUACUGGACUUUGUUUCAUUGGUCUUUUUUAAACCCUUCAGUUUUUUAAUGGGUGGAUCCUCAGGGCAUUAUUAAACACCACCCACCCCCAAACUCAGGGCAGAAAGUCAGCCUGCCAGCUCCAAAUGGGCUUUGCUUUUGGCUAGCCAGGUUCCACCUGCUGCCUUGAUUCUGCCUGGGCAGCACUAAGCUCACCCUCUUGCCAAGUUCUUGCACGCCAGUCACCUCUCUGCCCCCACGACCUGCUGACGCCCUUCUCCGCGUUGCCUCCCAGCUCCCAGAUUAGAUGCAUGGCACCAUGUUGCUGCCUCCUCUGAGAAAACCCACCUCCAGGAUUUUUGUAGAAGUACUGUAGGACCAUCUUCCUGCUUCUUGAGGGCAGUGGUUUUGCCUCACGUUUUAACCAGGGCUGCAAUGUUUCACUGACAGUCAGUUGAACAUUUUGGGUAACUUAGGCCGGGGUUCAUCUCUAUUGGCCAGCAACUCGCAGGGGGUGGGGAGAGUAAGUACUUCUUUUUAAAAAGCAGGUAGAAAGGGCUCUCUUAGACAAAACAUUCCCUCCUGUGUGUGAGAAGGGAAAUAUCUUUUUAAGAUGUAUGCUGCAACAACCGCAAGUGUGCAUUACCUAAUAAAGUACGCUUGUUUCUUUAGAA